Messenger RNA from Rotaria sordida, 1482 nucleotides. NCBI's taxonomy places the organism in Eukaryota, Metazoa, Rotifera, Eurotatoria, Philodinida, Philodinidae. The record is from the annotation of a GenBank genome assembly.
AUGAUUGUUCAACCAGCACGUAUUAUAUCAAAACAACAUAAACAACCAAAUCGUGAAUGUCUCUAUGCUUGGUAUCCAGAAGUAGUAAAUGAUAUACCAAUGAAAUCACGUGAUAUUUAUAUAUAUAAUGGUCUUGAUAAAGAUUUAUUAGAACAAAAACCAUUAACAAAUGGAUUAACAAAUACUUAUAAUAAUAAUAAUAACAACAAUACAAGUUUUGAACUUGUUCAACGAUAUAAACAAAGUAUUGCAUCAAGUGAUCCAGCUUAUCAUUCAACAGAAACAAUUGAUGAAGCAUUAAAUCCACCUUGGGCUUUACAUUACGAAAUAAAACGACGACCAAUAACACCAAAUCUUUCAUUGAAUUCAACUGAUAUAUCAAUGCAUAAAGAAUCACCUCGUCGAUUGAAGAGUGCUCCAGUUACUCGUUCACUUCCUUCAACUACAAUUCUUACAAUUCCAGAACCACGUUUUAUAACUUCUUCUAUUCCAGUUCCAACAACUAAUUCAAUUCCAUCACCAAUACGAACUAAAACUCGUUCUUCAUCUGCUAAAGUACGUCUUAAUACAACUAUACCAAAUGAAUAUAAUCAAAAACAACAACAACAACAACAACGUCGUGAAAUAAAAUCAGCACAUAUAUCUCGUCAAAAAGUCGAUAGGAAAUUAUCUGAUGAAGAAGUUCAACAAAUUUUCAAACGUGUCUACGGAAAUAAUAUUGAACAAACACAAACACAAGAGGAACAACCAGUGCAAAUUAUAUAUACACAAACUCAAUCUCAACCACCUUCAUCUUCACCUGUUUAUAUUUAUCAAAAGUCAGCAAGUUGGUGUGCUGAUGAAGUUUCAUCAAUUCCUAUUCGUAAAUCUAUUGAAAUAAAUCCUAUUGUACUUAAUCCACAUCAUAUUCAUCGUCCAGCUCUUAUUGCUGUUAAAAAUAUUGAUAAAAAAUCUAUUGCCAGAGAAUGUUCAAUAACCAAAAAAUUAACUCAAUAUCAACGACGAUACCAUCCUGGUCAUGGAAAACGAAAUGAACCUUUACUUGCAUUCACACCAGUAUCACACAAAUCAAAAUUAUCACUUGAAAUUGAUGGUGUUAAAUUAAUAUAUGAUCCAAAAAUAACUUUUCAAGAUAAAUCACCUAAUAUUACAAAAUAUUUUAUUGAUGGACGAUUAUAUUUAAUUAAAGAUAAAUAUUAUAAUGUUUUAGAUAAUAUCGAUCUAUCAACAUUAGAAAAAUAUAAUCAAAAUUUAACUCUUCCUUCACAAACAAAAUAUUAUCAAACAAUUCCUAUGAAAAAAUUUCAAAUAUCACAACCAUUGCCAAAUUUCCAUGAGAAUAUAUCUGAAACCUCAUGUUCUAAUACAUCAUCAAAACAUGUACAUCAUUAUGUUAUUGAUCCAAAUUUAAUAUCAGAAAAUCUUAAUAUAAAUAAAAUGUCAUUAUCAAAACGACCACCAACAGCGACUAUUUAUGCUUAA